This is a messenger RNA of Solea solea (common sole), 1562 nucleotides long. Its product is annotated as transmembrane protein 26. Lineage: Eukaryota; Metazoa; Chordata; Actinopteri; Pleuronectiformes; Soleidae. The transcript is spliced from 4 exons. The coding region runs from base 226 to 1314 and encodes 362 amino acids. The record is from RefSeq and is a predicted model, not a curated record.
ACACACACACACUCAUAUGUCUGACAUGCCGGCUCAUCCAGUGGAGUCUCGGAGGUGGCUUUCAUUUAAAAAGGUAGAAAGAGAGUGACACAGAGCAGGUCACACGGUGUGAGGCUGCUGUUGUCAUUUUCUGCUACACAGCGCGAGAACUGGUUGGAAGCACAGUGAAGGGACUGAUCUCAACACGGAGCCCAGGCUUAUGCUGUAGGUUUUCUUUGGCACACAAUGUGUCACCUCGUGAACAUCCUGCUGGCCCUGCUGAGUCGCUUCCUGUUUGCGGUCCACGGCGUGGUCACAGUAUGGCGUGUGGUGGUCGUUAAAGGGGAGCCUCUCUAUUGGCUGCUGCUGACGGGCGUGGCUCUGCUGGGCGUGGAAAUGGCCGUCACUCUGAAGUGCACCCGAAACGCAGAGUGGAAAUGGUUCUCCCCCAUGGUGUUCCUCUACCUCAGCACUGUCAUUCCCUCCAUUUGGUUUCUGGAGCUGAGCCUGCUGCAGUCCAAGCUGCCCGUCAACAGCUCCUCAGGCCCCGAGCUUCAUUUGCUGGCUCAGAUCCCGAUCACAGCGGCCAUUGUGAAUCUGGAGCCGGAGAACUGGGUGAUUGGACUGGAGCAAACCAUGCUCAUAGUGUUAGUCCUCGGUCGCUGGCUGAUGCCCAAGGGAGACAUGUCCCGUGACCAGCUGUCCCAGCUCCUCAUGGUCUACGUUGGACUGGGGGCAGACAUCCUGGACAUCUUUGACACCUUCAAGGAACCUGAAGUCAAAACCAACCGGGCCAUUGUUAUUAUUGGCCUGGCCCUUUUCUCCUGGGCGCUCAUGCAGUUUCCUCUAGUGCUCACUCAGAAACGAUACCCAAAGGGUGAGUCUCCUCAUGGGAGCAUGAGGAGACGCAAAGGUCUUUUCUGCUGCCUCGGUUCUCCACCCUCGUCUGCCUCCUGCUGCUCCAGUGAAGUGUGGAGCCUGCUGCUCACAGUGGGGCUCCAAGACGGCCCAUUCCUGCUUUACCGACUCUACCUCAUGGUCCAAGAGCAGGUGCUCAACCAGCUUAUGAUCUUCUUCACCUGCAAGAACAUCCUCAUUGUCCUGCUGGAGCUUUACCGAAUCUUUGUGGUUCAAUGUGAACAGAACAUAGGGAAAUUGGAUUUGAAGAAGUGUGAUGCCCUCGUGCCCUGCUGUCAAACUCGGACGGGUGGGGAGGAGAUUGAGGAGGAGGAGGAACAGGGAGACGCAGGGAGAGAGGAGAGGGAUGAGAGCUGUCACACAGACACAGAGGGGGGGACUAAGAGGGAAGAAGAUCAGAAAGUUACCCAGGUAUAGUAAUGCUCAAAAUGCCGUAAGGCAUGGCUUUGGCCCUCAGUGGGAUUGGGGUGGUGGUAGCAGAGGGAUUGUGGCUUUUACACAGCAAGAAAAAAGUCAAACCCAUCUGGCAUCUUUUGCAUCUAAGCCUCAUUCAGAGAGACAGCCUCGGCUCUCUGGAGGGGCAGUGACUAGAAACAGACUUCAGGAGAAGAGAAUAAGUUCCCACUGAAAUGAUCAGAGAUUCAUUUAUGCAAUUCCCUUUUGAU